AUCUAUACAAUGAAGAAAGGCUUGCACCCUCAAAUGCAGUGGAUAUCAUAUGUCACACAGAGUGGCAGAUUGAUGCACGUUAUGAUGACCAAGAUACACCACGUUGGUAAAGUCUACCAGUUCAGAGCAAGGCGUCAAUUGGCUGAAAGUGUUGGGCAGAUUGCGAAGUUCAAACGUCGUUAUGAGAAAGAUAUUGUCGAAAAUGAUGAAAGUGUUGAAAAGGCUGAAAAGUGAGGUUCAAUGCAAAGCACAAGGAUCAGCUGUUCACUUGGAUCAUUAUGGAUUCGUUUUGUGAGUUCUAGGAAUUUAAAGUUCCCUUCUAUUCAAUGGAGUCGAUCCCUUUUCGUAGUCUAGUAUCUUACAGAACACCAAGUUAAUUUUAUAAUGGUUUUGGUAUGCUCUUACCAUUAGAUAUAUCGAAUCUGCAUUCCUAUCUUCUGUUCAAUAAAUGUGAUCAUUUUCCACCUUAUUUAUC
This is a messenger RNA of Cucurbita maxima (winter squash), 475 nucleotides long. RefSeq lists its product as uncharacterized. The transcript has a single exon. The coding region runs from base 10 to 234 and encodes 74 amino acids. The record is from RefSeq and is a predicted model, not a curated record. NCBI's taxonomy places the organism in Eukaryota, Viridiplantae, Streptophyta, Magnoliopsida, Cucurbitales, Cucurbitaceae.